AUGUUGGAUGUAGAAGACGACAGCUUUCACGUCACACGUGAAGGCUACCCUCAUCUGAGUGACUCAGAAUGGGAGACGGUCUGCCGCACGAUUGUGCUCGUGGGCGAACCCGCCAUCAGUGGUAUGUUGGAGUCUCUAAACAGAGACCAGCAACAUACUGCUAUCAACAAGUUCCUGCAAGAAAAACUUGCCGUCCAACGACAGAAGAUAGCCUUGCUACAACAGCAAGGCUCUCAUCAGUCGAUGAGCGGGCCAGCGCACGCGCGUCGACCCGAAAUCUUGAAGAUUGAUAUAUCAAGGUACAAGGGAGCCGAUGAAGACUCCCUUUUGAGAUGGUUCAUCGAGUUAGACGAUGCCAUCAGGGCCCGUCACAUCAAGGGUGACGAGAUGCAAGUCACCUUCGCCCCGUCCAAUUUGACAGGACGAGCAAAGAUUUGGGCCUUAGGUCUCAAGCUUCACAAUCCAAAACAUGUUUGA
This is a messenger RNA of Peronospora matthiolae, 477 nucleotides long. Lineage: Eukaryota; Oomycota; Peronosporomycetes; Peronosporales; Peronosporaceae. The record is from the annotation of a GenBank genome assembly.